GUGAAAGUCCCAAGGUGGCGUUGUCUGCAACCUCCUGAACACGGGCUGUGCUUGGUGUGGUCCCUAACGUCACCUCGCCGCCGUGCUCCCCGCCCGCUUUUUCCCCUCGCCCUGCCACAAUAUUUUAUUUUUUAAGAAAGAAAUGCUGGUUCAAGUGGAGUGCAAGGGUGUCCUGAAAUGGGUUCGAAUACCAAUGAAGGAUGACCGCUAUGAUUACUUUCAGUUCAUUCAAGAAGUUUCAGCUAAAUUCAACCUGCCAAAUGAAUCUGAUGUGGACCUGAAGGACUCCUCAGGAGUUGAUGUAGAUGGUGACAUUUUUGAUGAGUUGGUGAGAUCUGCUGCAGUAUCUUUCAAGGUGUUCACUGAGGACUCUGCUGAGAAAGAGGUCUCUGAGGCCUCCUUCUGCUCAGAAGAGGGAUCAUUCUCACCCAUUGAGUCUGUGAGGUCAUUCUCAUCAGUUGAGUCUGUGAGUUCAGGCUCCACUGUUAUUACAGAAUGCACCAAAGCACGGAGAAGGCAACUGGUAGAAGGACCACCUGACAGUAAGGCAGCAAAAGAUAUGGUCUAUGUAGCUCUACAUCAAAAAACCGGGGGUGAAGACAUAUUCAAAGAGUACAACGCAACCAAAGGCCUUUCUGAUCAAACAAGAAGGAAACUCGUCAACCUCCUGGUGGCAGAUAUGGUUGAGAGUCAUGGGAGGGUCCCACCAAUCAAUGUCCGCGUGACCUAUGCCCUAGGAAUAGUCACCCUUUUCCCCAAUUUGAAGGAUAAGGCUUCACCAACUGGUUAUGAACAUUACUACGAUCCUCACAGUGGCCAAGGUUACCUGGCCUACAGAUUGAAAACGGUUCAGCGCAAUACCACAAGUGACUUAAUGAGGAGCCCCAAGUCUGCGGAUCAACAUGGCCCUAAGACCCUGCGUGAGACAUCAACAUCUGAGCAGCUGUCAGGUGAUGAAUGCAGAGAAGCGAUGUCCGUGAUGAAGCAUUCAGCAGACCAACCAGUUGUUAAGGAGAAAAUGAAGGCAACCUUCAAGCACCGUCAGAGUAUGCUACACGAUCCAGACCAGUCUUCAGUUAUCCUAGAUCACUUCCCCCGAUUCUUGGAUACACCAGGCUUGAUUAACCAAGACUUCACAAUGCUAUUUGGAGAAGAUGUCUCGGGCAAGUUUAUUGCAAAAUGGCCAACGUUCUACAAACCUAGGAUUAUCGCUGUCUGCAAAGGCCUUCGCCCUGGUACUCAUGUGGAUGACCUUCUGUCCGCUCAAGAGGAAUCGAAUGAUUAUGGAUGGGACAGUGACUUGGCAGCUAUCCUCCUGCUCGUUCAUCUCUUGCCUCCAACCGCAAAAGGAAAAAGACAUGGGAAAAUCAGUGCCACUGAAGCUGCUGACCAUGUGGUCAAGUUCAUGAAGGUAUGUUCAGGACAUAGAUAGUGACUGAAUGUUGCUUCACCUCUUUUAACACUUAAUUUACCUAUGAUUUGUCACUUUCUUGGUCAGCUGUUUGAAUUUCCCUCUCGCAGCAGUUAAAGGGACACACCAACAUUUAGGGAAAUUAUUAAUUUUUUAUCUUCUUGUCUCUGUGUGUGCAGUAACUCAAUCUGACAUACCCACUACUAGCCUAGUUUUGCAUAGCUUAUUGAGGUGGGCAGAAGCAACAAGCAGAGAUAGAACAUCAGACUGAGUUACUGCACACACAGUAACGAGAAGUGUAUGUAUCAUCUUAUCCAACUUUGGGGGAUAAUAUUUAAAAUAUUGGCAAGUUCCUUUGAAAGACAAGAUAUUGUUUACAUAAAAUAAUGCUCUUAAAAUGAUUUGGAGAUAUUUUAUUCACUGCUGUGGUGGCACUGUAAUCAAGGAGGCCAAGAUGAUGAGAGAUAAUUAAUUAUUAUUUAUGUACGUUGCCCUUUGUUGAAUAGACAUUCAGUAGAUCCCAAAAAAGCUCUGCUUUUAACGUGCCAUGUCAUUUAGAGGUGUUUAGACGCCUAUCCAGCUAUAAGAAGAGGCUUAUAUAAGAAGCCUCUUUGGUGUGUAAACAAAUUACUGUUCCUAAUUUCCCCUCCAACACUCUUGGGGUGGGGACGAGCAUGGUGACAUUCCUGGACAGAUGUGGAUCAGCACAGCCCUUCCUCCUCUGUGUUGGAGAAAAGAAGAGUAGUAUCCAAAAGUUUUACGUCAUCCUCGAUCAGAAGGCCAUUCCCUGCGUGGCGCAGACAGCUGUGGCUGCCUUCGAUGAAAUGUUUAAGGCCCACUUCGUCUUUGCUGUAUCCUACGAUGAGGCCUUGUGCAACGUCUACACCUUCAUCCGGGCAAAAGGGGAUCAUAUUGAGGUUUGAAAAUGUUCACCUGUUACAUUUGCAAGGUACACCACAAAAGUUGCUCCGUUUUUUUCAACAUUUGAAGUUUGGUCAUGCGUUGUACCCAGGACGUUCAUUGCGUUUGAAAUGUGGAGAGAAUGGGUGUUCUUCUGUUUUUUACACAUAUUGUGGAUUCAAGAAACAUUUAUUGAGAGUACAUGGAGAUAGUGUAGCUUCAAAUUCUAUUGUUCCUUUGGACAAUGUUCACAGUAAUGUUUGUGUUCCUGAUCCACUGCCAAGUGAAGUUUCUCUCGUAAGCUACUCAGCUCCUCUUGAAAAAAGACAGUUACUGGAUAUGUGUAGCUCUAUUGUGGCUCAAGUACAAGCAUCUGGAGUCGCUGAAAGUACUAUGCAGUCUUUAGUUGGUUCAAUGGAGGAAUUUGUAAAUGACGUCCAUGUCCAAGCACAGGACACUGUUCUUAAAUGUCUUUCAUCUGAGGUAACUGAACAAACUCUAAAUAAAGUUAAAGACUGUUUUGUGCUGCUUGAAAAUCCAUUUUCAUCCCUCAAUACUGAAACUAAGAGGCGAAGACAUUUUGAGAAAAAAUGGAAAAUUGUGGAACCAGUAGAGCAUGUUCUUGGUGUGCGUUAUGAUCUACGCAAGGAUAGAACUACUGGUGUAUACAGUCAAAUUCCUGUUAAUGACAAAUUUGUUUAUGUGCCUAUUUUGGGAACUCUUGAGUCGAUGUUUACUAAUCGGGAACUCAGCAACUGUUUCCAGCAAGUGAAGCUUCAUGAAGAUGGCAUUUUCAAAGACAUUAAUGAUGGUUCAUAUUUCAGAAAUCAUCCAUUAUUUUCACAGCAAGAACAUGCUCUUCAAAUUCAGCUUUAUUAUGAUGAUUUUGAAACGGCCAAUCCCAUAGGCUCUAAAAAGGGAAUUCACAAACUUGGCUGUGUUUACUUUAUUUUAAGGAAUUUGCCAAUGAAGCUGAAUUCAGUUUUGAUGAACAUUCAUCUUGUGGCGCUUUUUCAUUCAGAGGACUUAAAGAAAUAUGGUUUUGAUCCAAUCCUACAGCCUCUUGUUCAUGACUUAAAAGUUUUGGAGACGCAGGGAAUCCAGGUACCCUUUUCAGAUACACCAUUAAAGGGGUCUGUUAUUCAGGUUACUGGGGAUAAUUUAGCUAUACAUGGACUUUUUGGUAUGGUUGAAUCGUUCAGUGCAACUUACUAUUGUCGAUUUUGUUUAACUGACAAGACACGUUUGCAGUCAGUCUUUAGUGAGGAUGACCCAGACUUAAUUCUUCGCACAAAAGAGCUCUUCUCAGAACACUGCAAUGCCAUGGCACAAAAUCCCACUCUAGUUCACUCAUUUGGUGUUAAGAGAACCUGUCCCCUAAAUGCACUGCAAUUUUUUCAUUCCUCAGACAAUUAUGCAGUGGAUAUUAUGCACGACCUACUAGAAGGUGUUGUACAGUACGAGUUAAAGCUUCUUUUUCAGUAUUUGGUGAAGCACUACAUUUCUUUAAAUGCCCUCUCUCAAAGGAUUCAGAGCUUUAACUAUGGAUACAGUGAGAGAAAGAACAGACCCAGUGGAGUCAAAGUUAAUGAUGAUAGCAAUGACCUCGGGCUCAAUGCCAUCCAGUCUUGGUGCCUCCUGCGAAAUACUCCCUUGAUUUUCGGAGACCUAGUUGACCAGAACAACAGUUAUUGGAAUUUGAUUAUGCUUUUGAUUCAGAUUGUCAACAUUGUAUUCUCACCAGUUAUAACAGAUGGUAUGACUUAUUAUUUGAAGCACCUAAUUUCUGACCAUCACAAACUUUUCAAGUUAGUGUUUACAGAUAAGAGGCUCAUCCCAAAGCAUCAUCUGAUGAUACACUACCCCAGAUGUAUUAGGAAAAUAGGUCCACUUAUACACAUGUGGUGCAUGCGAUUCGAAGGCAAGCACAACUUCUUCAAAAGGUCGGUGAAGAGUUUUAAAAACUUAACCAAAACAUUAGUCAAGAAACAUCAGCAUCAGUUGGCUUUUCAUUGGGAGAAUUUUUAUUUCAAAAGAUUACAGUUUGGUCCUGUUAAACAUGUCUCAACUAGCAAUCUGGAGGGCAGUGUGGUCUUGAGGUCUUGUCAAACUUUGAAUGUGUCUAGUGUCUCCACUACUACCUGGGUUAAAGUCCAUGGAACAGAGUACCAGAUUGGAAUGUUUGUCUGUACAAGUGUUAAAAAUGAAAUGCCUACUUUUAAUAAGAUUAUCAAUAUCAUUAUCAAAGAUGAUGAAGUGUUUCUUUUG
Gadus chalcogrammus (walleye pollock) is the source of this 4579-nucleotide messenger RNA. RefSeq lists its product as uncharacterized. The coding region runs from base 143 to 1432 and encodes 429 amino acids. Lineage: Eukaryota; Metazoa; Chordata; Actinopteri; Gadiformes; Gadidae. The transcript is spliced from 8 exons. The record is from RefSeq and is a predicted model, not a curated record.